Striga asiatica is the source of this 411-nucleotide messenger RNA. The record is from the annotation of a GenBank genome assembly. Lineage: Eukaryota; Viridiplantae; Streptophyta; Magnoliopsida; Lamiales; Orobanchaceae.
AUGGCAUGGGCUCGCGGACCCUUGGCGCGAGCGACUCGGCACCACACGACUAAGCGCAUGGAUCACUUGACCGAGGAAAAAUACUUAGCGCGAACUAGGAGCGAGAUCCCUGAUCGAACAACUCGGUUCCGGACACGGCUUGACUUGGACGAUUUAUCGAAACAUACUCGGUUUCGAUUAUUCUAUGAUGACUCCACAGAACAGGAAAGGAUUGAGCGAAAGAUGAAGGAGACCCCUGGCCUGGGCAGUGUAAGGAUGCUCACUCGUGAAGAGUGGGAUGCAAUUCAAGAAAUGAGACCAAGGACACCAUUUGAAUCUAAGAUAGCACGCCCCAAUGCAAAAAUACGAACUGGGGAGCCACUUCAUAGGUUGCCUUAUCAGUACAUCCUAAGUUCUGAUGGAGGCCAUUAG